ACUACACCGACCAGUGGGAGAGGUGGUGGAAGAACCCGCAGCAGGUUGAGCUCUACAACUUCAUGGCCAAGGACAACGUCCCCUUCCACAGCGUCAUCUUCCCCUGCUCGCUCCUGGGCGCCGAUGACAACUACACCCUGGUGAACCACCUCAUCGCUACAGAAUAUCUGAACUACGAGGACGGGAAGUUUUCCAAGAGCCGGGGUGUGGGAGUUUUUGGGGACAUGGCCAAGGACACGGGCAUCCCUGCGGACAUCUGGCGUUUCUACCUGCUGUACCUGCGGCCCGAAGGGCAGGACAGCGCCUUCUCCUGGAGCGACCUCAUGCUCAAGAACAACUCGGAGCUGCUGAACAACCUGGGCAACUUCAUCAACAGAGCCGGCAUGUUUGUGUGCAAGUUCUUUGGGGGUGCUGUCCCCCCCAUGGUCCUGACAGCGGAUGACAAGAGGUUCUUGGCCCGUGUCACCUUAGAGCUGCACCAGUACCACCAGCUGCUGGAGAAAGUCCGCAUCCGUGACGCCCUGAGGUGUAUCCUCAGCAUCUCCCGCCACGGCAACCAGUACAUGCAGGUGAACGAGCCCUGGAAGCGGAUCAAGGGGGACGAGAAGGACAGGCAGCGGGCGGGCACGGUGACCGGCGUGGCGGUGAACACGGCCUCUCUGCUGGCCGUCAUGCUGCAGCCCUACAUGCCCAGCGUCAGCCUGGCCAUCCAGGGGCAGCUCUGCAUCCCCCCGGGCUGCUUCGUCCUGAGCCACAGCUUCACCUGCACCCUGCCCCCCGGGCACCGCGUCGGCACCGUGAGCCCCCUUUUCCAGAAGCUGGAGAAUGACCAGAUCGAAGCCCUGCGCAAGCGCUUCGGGGGAGGGCAGGUGAGUGGGGGCUGCGGUGCCCCUCGCGGGUCCUCCACUUUGGGCACCUCCUGGCCUCUUCAGCUCUGCUUUCUGCUUAUCCAGGAGCUGACAGAGGAGGGGGCCAAGCAGGGCAACCACGUUCGGCAGCUGAAGGCCAACAAGGCAGAGAAAGCCCAGGUUGACGUGGAGGUGGCCAAACUGCUGGAGCUGAAGAAGCAGCUGGCACUAGCGGAGGGCAAAAGCCCUGAAGUCCCUGUGCCCAAGGGGAAGCGGAAGAAAUAG
Molecule: messenger RNA, 1133 nt
Organism: Leptosomus discolor (cuckoo roller)
Lineage: Eukaryota; Metazoa; Chordata; Aves; Leptosomiformes; Leptosomidae
Source: RefSeq, a predicted model, not a curated record